AUGUUUCCCCGUCAGCCGUAUCGUGGACUAUCCCGCAAAUUGGUUCUUGCCUUCGACGUAGGCACUACAUACAGUGGAAUUUCCUACUGUAUACUUGAUCCUGGAGAAGUUCCUAAGAUUGAGCCUGUAACCAGAUAUCCAGCCCAAGAGCACAGCGGAGGAAAUUCGAAAAUCCCCUCUGUACUCUACUACGAUUCAAAUGGAACUGUGCGUGCUAUUGGCGCUGAAGCACGACAGGAGCAUAUUAUUGAAAGAGCCGAUGAAGAAGGAUGGACGAAGCUUGAAUGGAAUUUGGCAGCCAACCAUAUCAACGACAAUGACAUCCCACCACUUCCACGAGGCAAAAAUGCCAUCGAGGUACUCGGCGACUUCAUGCAGUACCUCUUUCGUUGUGCACGCACCUAUAUCGAGGAGACUCAUCCAAGCGGAUCCAAUCUUUGGCGGUCACUUGAGAACCGCAUCGAAUUUGUCCUUACGCAUCCAAACGGCUGGGAAGGCCCCCAGCAGAAACAGAUCAGGCUAGCUGCCGUCCUUGGGGGUCUCAUUCCCAGCACAGAAGACGGCAUGGCACGUGUACAUUUGCUGACCGAGGGAGAAGCGAGCUUGCAUCACUGUGUCGCUAAUAUCCUGGGCUCAGAUGCGCUUUCAAAGACACCGAUACUUGUAACUGGAGAUGGCGAAGAUGAGGACACCUCGACCAGCCAAGGCGUUGUAGUCAUCGAUGCAGGAGGAGGGACCCUUGAUCUUAGCGCCUACUCAAUGACUUUAUCCCCGACGCUGAUCGAGGAGAUUGCUGCAGCCGAAUGUCGACUCCAGGGUUCUGUAUUUGUGACUCGUCGUGCUCACAGUCUUCUUCAAGAAAAACUUUCCGGCAGUCGUUUCGGCGCACCGGAUAUAGUCCAACAAAUGACGGACGUCUUCGACAGCACCACCAAACUUAGGUUCCGCAACCCGGAAGAUCCGUCAUACAUAAAGUUUGGUAAUGUCCGUGACAAAGAUCCUCAGCGCGAUAUUCGUAACGGUCAGCUUAAAUUGAGUGGACAAGACGUAGCAAAACUCUUUGAACCAUCCAUCAGCAACAUCAUCGAAGCUUUCGAAAUACAAAGAAAGGCCGCAGGCACUCCGAUCACAUUUGUAUUUUUCGUCGGAGGCUUUGCUGCGAGCGACUGGAUGUUCGCGAAGUUACAAAAGUACUUCCAGUCGCUUGGUAUUAGCUUCAGUCGACCAGACAACCAUACCAAUAAAGCAGUUGCUGAUGGUGCUGUGUCGUAUUUCAUUGAUCAUCUUGUAUCGUCCCGUGUGUCCCGUUACGCGUACGGCACUGGGUGCAGCGUCCCAUUUAACCCCUUCGAUAUGGAGCAUCGCGCCAGGCAAAAGCUAGGAACGCGGGUCUCUGAGCAGCAAGAAUUCAGUGAGACAUUCGCUAUCCGACGGUAUAAUCAGGCGGGGUGUAACCAAGUCGAUGUCGGCAUCAUGUCGUACAGGGGCAUCCUCUCCAAACCGGAAUGGAUGGAUGCAGAGCGAAACACAUCGAAAAUCGCCGAGAAACUCAAGCCCAAGCGAUCCACCGAAGGUCUCGUGUAUUAUGCGAUGGAGGUCAAAGUGGUUCUUCUCUUCGGUUUGACAGAAUUGAAGGCUAUGAUCAGCUGGGAAGACGAUGGUUACAGCAUCGGUUACUUACUCAGACACAGAUUCCCAGCACAAGAACACGUCGGAGGGGACUGCAAGAUACCGUCCAUCAUAUGCUACGAUCUAAAUGGCACUGUGCGUGCCGUAGGCGCCGAAGCAACGCAGGAACAUAUCGAAGAGGAAAUCGAAGAUAACGGAUGGGUGAAGUUGGAAUGGUGGAAGCUUCAUCUUCGUCCUAAAACGAUGGCGUCCUCUCAUAUCACAGACAACGACAUCCCGGCCCUCCCAGAGAACAAGACAGCCGUUCAAGUCCUCGCUGACUUCAUGCGCUACCUCCAUCAGUGCGCCAAGAGGUAUAUCGAGGACUCGCAGGCAAACGGCGCGGACAUGCUGCACUCCGUCGAGCACACGACCGAGUUUGUGCUCAGCCACCCAAAUGGAUGGGAGGGGGCACAGCAGACGCAGAUCCGCAAUGCAGCGAUCAUGGCGGGUCUCGUACCUGACACACCAGAAGGCCGGUCAAGGAUCCAUCUCGUCACGGAGGGCGAGGCGAGUCUUCACUAUUGCCUCAGUAGUGGUCUUGCCGCCGACGGAUUUACAGAUGACCAAGGCGUGAUCAUUGUCGACGCUGGUGGAGGAACGAUCGACGUCAGUGCGUAUCACAUGACAACAGCACCAUCCUUCGAGGAGAUCGCACCUGCAGAAUGUAAUGUGCAUGUUUGCUUAUGGGCCGCAGAGAAACUUCUUGGAUCACAGUUCGGAGCCGAAGAUAUGGUUACUCAUAUGGCCAAAAUUUUCGACACGACAACCAAGCUACGGUUUGGCAACGAGAGUGACCCCGCAUAUAUCAAGUUUGGUACUAUCAAGGACAAGGAACCUAGUUUCAACAUCAGGUCUGGGCAGUUAAAGUUAAUGGGGUCCGAUGUAGCAAAGUUAUUCGAGCCAUCCGCAGUGGGCAUAAUCGAAGCUAUUGAGAAGCAGCGCAACACUGCGACCAAAACUAUCAGCACCGUUUUCCUCGUUGGGGGUUUCGCGGCCAGUGAAUGGCUCUUCCUGCGACUACAAAACCAUCUAAGACCAUUGGAACUCAGUUUCUGUCGGCCUGACAGCCACACGGGUAAAGCAGUCGCGGACGGCGCCGUAGCGUUUUUCCUGGAUCAUCGUGUUUCUGCACGUGUCGCAAAGUUCACGUACGGUACACGUUGCGCGACACAAUUUGACAGGAAUGACCCUCAACACAAGCUACGUGCUAGUAUGGCCGUCCCACGCCCAUCAGGUAGGACCGUCCUGCCUAAUGCAUUCAGCGCAGUUCUGACCAAGGGCACGGUUGUAUCCGAGACGAAAGAGUUCCGCAAGGACUUCAUUACGGAGGUAGUAGACCGCUCUGCAUGCGGUAUGAUUACCACGGAGAUUGUGUGUUACAGGGGUGAGAGCCCCAAUCCGCGCUGGACAGACUCGGAACCAGGCAUGUUCUCGACCCUAUGCAAUGUGCACGCAGACACCUCGAAAGUGGCACGCACCAUCAGCCCGCGACGGGGUUAUGCUGGGCUGCAGUUCUAUCGCCAAGAGUUUAGUAUUGUCCUCAUGUUUGGCUUGACGGAGCUGCAGGCGCAACUUGCCUGGAAAGAAGAUGGGAUUGAACAAAGGUAA
This is a messenger RNA of Suillus clintonianus, 3279 nucleotides long. RefSeq lists its product as uncharacterized. The record is from RefSeq and is a predicted model, not a curated record. The coding region runs from base 1 to 3279 and encodes 1092 amino acids. Lineage: Eukaryota; Fungi; Basidiomycota; Agaricomycetes; Boletales; Suillaceae. The transcript is spliced from 20 exons.